CUGAUUUCCUCUGAAAUUAAAUAAAUAAUAAAGAUCAACGUCAUCCAGAGAAGAAGGGGUCAAGCCCUCCCCCUUUCUAUGGCUCCUUUAUCAACAGUGUUUCUCUUUCUAAGGGUCGACAGAAGCUCCACAAUGGUCCGAGCACAUAUCAGUGUGACAACAAUACGGAAGCUCAUAGAGAUGAAGAUACCAUCCAUCAGUGUACACAGGAACCUGGCAUGUUUGCAUCGCACUGUGGGUGGAGUUCGGUGGAAGAGCAGUUUUAGACAAGCCCCCCUACUGACCGCUGCUCCCGUUCGUGCCCUCGUAGAUGAACAGAUCAGCAUUAAAGGACGUUUUCUGCCCCCACACUGUCCUGUCACAGUGUGUGCACAAAUGCACAGUGAGGAUGGAGACCUGUGGGAGGCAUUCGCACAUUAUAAAACAAAUGCAGAUGGCACUCUCAACUUGACCAGGGAUCAUUCAGUCGGAGGUUCAUAUUCAGGCUGUGAGCCGAUGGGACUGUUCUGGGGACUGCAGCCAGCUCCUGGUGCAAGAGAAGGUUUGAGGCUGAGGAAGAAAAACGUAGAGACUCCGUUCGUCAUGCACGUGUCCUUACUGGAGGGCCACGUUUCACCCAGUGAAAGACAGAGCACUGAGCUUGCUGCAGUAACUACUGAGCGCUGGUACAUGGCACCGGGCGUACAGAGAAUAGAUAUUAGGCAGGAUGGAGUUGUAGGGACGUUGUUUUUACCACCCGGCCCAGGCCCAUUUCCAGCCAUGUUGGACCUGUGGGGAAUGGGUGGAGGACUGGUGGAGUACCGCUCCGCCCUGUUUGCUUCCAGAGGCUAUGCUAGCUUGUCCCUUGCCUACAUAGGGCACAGAGAUUUGCCCGGCCCACAAAACCGCAUCAAUGUUGGUGAUUCAUAUUUCAAGUCAGCAUUCCACCUUCUUAAAGAUCAUCAUCAGGUCUGCGCCGACAGAAUUGGGAUCAUCGGUCUCUCCUUUGGAGUCUACCUGACUCUUCGAAUUGCCACUCAGACCGGUGUCAAACCAUCCUGUUUGAUUUGUAUCAAUGGCCCCAUAGGAAGUACCACCAAGUUGUCAGAUGCAGAUGGCAAGACAGAAGAUUUUGAAAGUGAACAGAAAUAUUGGACGUUUGAUGAUCAAGGGCACGUCAGUUUCAGAGAUGUCUCCUUGCCUGCUAACCUUUCCUCUGAGAGCAAAGUGAAGAUUGAGCGACUCGCCUGUCCAGUAACAUACAUAGUGGGUGAAGAUGACCUGAGCUGUUCCAGCAUAGAGAAUGCAAACCUGAUUGAGGAGACCCUGAGGGCUGCAGGUAAAUCCCAGCUGUUCACCCGUCUGUCGUACCCGGGUGCUGGUCACCUGAUUGAACCGCCAUACACACCCAAUUCAAGAACGUCCCUGUGGAGCGUCAAACCAAAAAAACGGACAACUCUGUGGGGAGGUCAUCUCACUCCCCACGCUGCUGCCCAGGAAGAUGCCUGGAAGAAGAUCCUGGGUUUUAUGGAAAGUAAUCUAAGAGGGGGAAUCUAUGGUGAAUAAAAAUCGUGAGAUAGAAAACGGCUCCUCAUAAAUAUGACUGUGAAAUGCUGCCUUUAUCGGAGAAAAAUUUACUAGCAGAGAAUCCAGGGAGACAAAGAAAUGUGUUGUUUCUGGACGUAAAGGACCUCCUAGAAGCGGUGUGUAAUUCAUAUGUAGCAGGCUGCAGCUCUCCCCCAGGGAGAGCUGAUUGGUCACUGUCAGAACGGUCCUUAACCUGCCAUGAACACCACCAGAAGGGAAGAAAAGUCAUUUUAGCAGCAGUUUAGACUCAUAGAUGUUAUAUCACCGUUAUUUGUCUUGCCUCUAGAUAGGACACAUUACAUGUCUACAUCUGCAGGAGUAAAUUGUUGCUGCUGUCCUGCCACAAGGUGGCCCAGCUCAGACUGUUUAUUCAGAGAUACAAGAUAUUGGCUACAUUCAGUAUCACUGU
Molecule: messenger RNA, 1975 nt
Organism: Dicentrarchus labrax (European seabass)
Lineage: Eukaryota; Metazoa; Chordata; Actinopteri; Moronidae
Product: bile acid-CoA:amino acid N-acyltransferase-like
Exons: 12
Coding region: 79-1545 (488 amino acids)
Biological process (GO): acyl-CoA metabolic process; fatty acid metabolic process
Molecular function (GO): fatty acyl-CoA hydrolase activity
Source: RefSeq, a predicted model, not a curated record